Monoraphidium neglectum is the source of this 669-nucleotide messenger RNA. RefSeq lists its product as hypothetical. The annotation marks the transcript as partial. The transcript is spliced from 5 exons. Lineage: Eukaryota; Viridiplantae; Chlorophyta; Chlorophyceae; Sphaeropleales; Selenastraceae. The record is from RefSeq and is a predicted model, not a curated record.
AUGCGCCUGUGGCGCAACGAGUUCAUCUCUGUCACGGCCGCCCACAAGGGGGAACGCCUGAUGACUAACCUGCUGGCGCUGCAGUCCCAGGCGACCAGCGACAGGCGGGGGGCGCUGACCGGCAACGUUCUGCUGCUCUACAGCAGCCUCAAGCCUGACGAGGCCUUCCUUGACGGCAUGAAGGCCCACGACGCGGCGGUCAUGCUCAAGAACAAGCUCGACGACAAGCUGGCCCCCCUGGCCGCGCAGUGGAAGCGCUCGGGCACAGGCACGACUCUGGAGACGCAGUUCGGGUGGCUGGCGGAUCUCCCUGACGCUUCGCAGGUGCGCCCGCCGCCGCCCGGCGCGCCCGCGGCAACCGCGCGCGAGUUCGUGGUCGGCGGCGGCUUCAAGGGGGCUCGCUGCCUGCUGCCCUUCAAGCACGUGUUCGAGGCGUGCCCGGGGUACCAUGUCAUCAGGUUCGACAGCAACGGGCCCCCGACCUUCGACGUGCGGCGGCGCCCCAUAGUCGGCGGCCAAAUAGCGUACCACGCGCAGCCCUGCGAGGGCGCCGCGGCGGCGUCGCUGGCGGGCAACGCGGGCGCCAAGCUGGGGGCGCGCUACUUCAGCUGCGCCGCGGGCGCGGCCUGCCGGAAGGCGCACAGCCUGAUCGAGAUCCUGUACCAUCCG